Molecule: messenger RNA, 375 nt
Organism: Prorocentrum cordatum
Lineage: Eukaryota; Dinophyceae; Prorocentrales; Prorocentraceae
Source: the annotation of a GenBank genome assembly
GCAAUGCCCGUGGUCCCCAUGACAGCGGACCCCAUCUCACAGACGCAGCCGCUCUUGAACCCCCAGGUGCCGGCGAACCAGGAGAUCUUCGCGAUGUUGCAGAGGGUUCGGGGAGGGUCCAACGAGGUGCACGAACUGCGCAAGGACCAGAGGCAGAUCAUCAUAGGCAGGCACCCGACCUGCGACGUCGUGGUGGGGCACAAGAACGUCUCCAGCCAGCACGUCCUGAUCUAUCGCGACAGCACGUACCGCUACUUCGCCGAGGCCCUGAGCAACAACGGCUGCUUCAUCGGCGACACGCUGAUGAAGAGGGGCAACGUGCGCGGGCUGCUCCACGGCGACCGGCUUUCCCUGUGCGUGCACCCCGACAUCAAG